GAAAAUUCUUGCACUUGAGGAACUUGCAGGUCUUAGGUCUUAGGUCGCACAUGAUGCUAUUACUUGACGAAUCUCAAAGAUGUAUGUCGCUGCAUCAUUUUGAGCCCAAGUCAGGGGGCUUCUAUAUAGAUUUGAUUCCUUCCAGGCUCAUUUUCCCUGCCGGGUCUGUGUAUGUCAGCGCGGCCACGAUCCAGCUCUGCGAAGCAGACCUUACGAUCCAGCCGCGGCUUUAACGACCGAUCGAACAGAGCGCCGCCACGCCGAGUGGGUCGAGCAGAAACUCGAGAUCUCGCCGAGCCAAGAUCAGAGGCGCCGGCGCCAGCGGCUGCGCAGGCAGAAGUUCAACAUGCACAAACUGAACCUCCGUGUCAUCGUGAGAUUUGCUCCAUAUGCUUGGAGGGGCUAGAUGAUCAUAGCUUUAGCUAUCCUUGUGGACAAGGGCAUCGUUUACACUAUGGAUGUAUGCUACACUUCUUGGCGAAUGUUUUGUCUUUGCCUCUGGCAGAUGGUAGCCCUGGUCCGUUGCUCAAAGAGAAGGCUCGAGACUUGGGCAGUGGCUUUAAAGCCAUUGCGGUUUUGGAAGGAGCCCUUCAUCAGAUGACACCCGAAACUCAAGGCCGCCUUGCUUGUCCACUUUGCCGAUGCCCGUGGCCAGACGAGCAUCAGCUCUCCCUGGCAGAGGUUGUCUCGCAACUGCGCAAUUGUCGACUACGUACGGUGGUGAAGCAUUUUGGAAAAUUGACCCAUGCCUUGCAGGAGGUACAACAGCGGUUUGAUGAGAGGGCAGAGGUUGCGGUGUAUCGCAUGGGCUCUGGGUGGCGUCGGAUGGAAAGUCAUCUUCAUACAUGCUCAAGUUUCUUGAGCGCAAGCGUCACUGGGUGCCCGGAAGUGGAGAUGAUUCUGGCAUUUCUGGAUGCCCGACAUGUCACCAGCCUGUCGGCAUCUUUUGCCUCCGCGUAUCGGCACUGCUGGGCCGAUGCCAAGUUGAGGGCGCCCAACCUGAAAGUCGCCUCCGUGCGCUCGGCCACUCAUCGCAUUCUUCCAUCCGCUGCAAAGACGUUGCUGGUGGAUCCAAAUCUGGGCUCACCCGUGUCCAGAGGCAUUUCAGGUUUGGACGUGAUUGCAUUCUCGAAGUGGCUCCAGAAAGCUCGAAGCAUGAAGGAGAUCACGAUGACAGGUGCCGAUUGGGAACGGCUCGAUCCAGGCAUCAAGUAUUUGACCUCCAACCUACCGAUGCAACAGCUGCGUCUGCUGGAUCUCUCUCACAACGGCCUCACCGAUGUGAGUGCUGAGAACUUGGCCAAGGCCCUCAGCAGUCGCAGCGUCAAGUUGGAAGUCUUGACAUUGGAGCUGAACUUCAUUUCAGAGCAGGGCUUCAAGGCGCUUCUCCGGUUGGGAGCUGGACGAGUCCAUAGUUGGGGGUUUCGACAUAACCAGCUGGGAGACGAGUCUUGCAAAGUCCUGGCCAAAACAUUCGAUCCGGAGAUCACCACCCUGAACAAACGUCGCCUGGAGACCUGGGACUUGCGGACCAAUCAAAUCAGUGGAGAAGGCUGCAAGUGGUUGGCAUCCAUGAUUGGACACAUGGUGGUAGCGCGCUUGGGCUGCAAUCCACUUGGCGAUCAUGGUGGAGAACAGUUGGCGAAUGGCUUGGGCCCCCAGCUCCGAGUCUUAGAUCUGCGACAAGCGCAGCUGGGUGAAGCGGCGAGCUUGGCUUUAGGCCGAAGGCUCCGGGAGGCGCGCCAUCUCGAGGAGUUGCUGCUAUCAGGAAACGAGAUAGGACCUGCCGGUGUGCAAGCACUGGCAGAAGGUUGGGCUUGGAUCUCCUCGCUUCGGCUGGUGGAUUUGUCGGGCAAUCCACGGAUCGGAAGCGAGGGUGUGGAUCUUCUAGUGGACGAGCUACCAUUUUGGCAGCAGGCUCCCUUCCGCCUGGCGCUGGCCAGCAUCGAUUGUCCGGAGAAGAGCGCUAAGAAGUUGGCGAAUGCCUUGCGAAAGAAUCCACGACACAAUCGUGAGUGGACCAUUGAGUUGCAGAAUAACCCUCUUCCAAUGGCAUCGAUUCUGGAGAUUCAUCGACUCCUUGAGCCUCGAGAAGCGGCGAGUUGGUCACCGACCGGCUUUGGGCAUUGACUCGUUGGCAACAGCUACUGAUGGCUACUGGUAGUGCUGAGCUGGUGAUGUGGUACUUGUGGUGCAGCGUUGAAGUUGAUUAAUCUCUGUCAGGCUGACAAUUUCUGGCUUCCAGCUGUAUACUAGGCCAGUAAACCUUGUUUUGCAGCGUAGUAUGAUCCUUAGCUUGACCCAUUUUGUCCAGAGGGCAAUUGUUUGCUUUUGCUAGGAGGUCUUUAUAUACUGUAAUUUGUGCCCUAACUUGCAACCCAGAACACGCGAGCCUGCAAGCAAGUUUUUUUGCAAGGAGAGGCAUUCAUUGCGCUAUUG
This is a messenger RNA of Durusdinium trenchii, 2439 nucleotides long. The record is from the annotation of a GenBank genome assembly. Lineage: Eukaryota; Dinophyceae; Suessiales; Symbiodiniaceae.